AUGGCGUCGUCCGCGCGCCGCGCGCCGCGGCAGGGCGCGCGCGCGCGCGCGAGCGCCGCCGCGAGCGCGCUGUGGAGGAGGGCGAAACGCGCGGCGCGAACGGCGCGGCGGACGCUGACGACGAGACGGACGUCGUCGCUGUCGACGCCCGAGCGGAUCUCGAGGAACGACGUGAGCGACGACCUGCGAGACGACGACGACGACGAGAAGGCCGCCGCCGCCGCCGCCGCCGCCGCCGCGCGAACGUCCGAGCGCGCGUCGACGUCGUCGUCCGCGCGCGUGGGGUGCGGCGCGCUGCUCAUGCGUCGGCGGCGCUCGAGGGCGAAGCGCGCGACCGCGACGGACGACGACGACGACGACGACGACGACGAAUCUUCGUCGCGGACGACGAAGACGAAGAAGAAGACGACGACGCCGCCGAGCCCGGACAGCGUCCUCCGCGACGCGUUCGACCUGCGCGCGGACCUCGGCGACGCGACGCCGCCGUCCACGUCGUCGUCCUCGUCGGGCGGCGUGGAGAAGGGCGAAGUCCUUAAGGAACGGCGUUCACCACGCGAACGCGGUCGUAUGGGGACCAGUGUGCUUCUCUCACCGCCGACGCCGCUCGUCACGCCCCCGGGGCUGUUCUCGGCGUCGCUCGAGGAGGAGAUAUUCCGGCUUCAAAAGCGCGCCGCGGGGCUGGAAGCGAUCGCGAUGAACCCGCUGUCGCCGUUCACGCCGGCGCCCGCGCCGAGGGGCGCGGCGGACGCGGACGCGGACGCGGACGCGGAAGAGGACGCGCCGCCGACGCCGCCGCCGUCGCCGCCGCCGGCGGAAUCGUGCGGAAGCCGCGGCGGAGCGAUGGCGUGCGUCGCGUCGCGAUCCGGCGGCGUCGGACGCGGCGUCGCGUCGCCCGCGCCCGCGUCCACGGCGGCGUCCGCGGCGUCGAGGGCGAGCGCGAGGGCGAUAUACGCGGACUCGUCUUCGUCGGACGAGGAGGAUGAAAUGCUGGACGAAACCGAGGAAGACGCGCGCUCGUGGCGGCGCGCGUCGGAGACGGCGACGCCGCCGAUCGCGGCCGACGGCGGGAUGACGCUCGCGAACUCGAUCAAACCCACGCUGGACCUCACGAAGGUCACCCCGUCCGACGUCGACUUGACCGGGUUCACGACGUACGACGGGCUCCCGGCGACGCCGAAGAGCGCGCGGCGGGCGGCGAUUUACGCGCGGUGGAACGCGCCGGCGACGGCGGAGCGCCGGCUGACUAAGUGCUCGUACGAGGAGGAGGGCGGCGACGACGAGAGCGAGAGCGAGAGCGACGACGACGACGAGCCGCCGCCGCCGCCGCCUCCUUUGGACGAUUCGGACGACGACGAUUCGGACGACGAAGCGUCGUCGCCGCCGCCGCCGCCGCCGCCGGAACCGGAACCGCCGAACGCGGCGCCGCCGCGCACCGCGGUAAAGGCGUCGCUGCGCGCGCUGAAAUCCCGCGCGCGGCCGGCGAAACGAUUCGCGGCGGCGGCGCCGAACUCGAAGCCGCCGAGCGAGCCCGCGGACCUCCCCGACAAGGAGAACUCGUCGCCGUUCCACGGCCGCCGCGCGAACGCGCCGGCGAAGGCGUCGUCGUCGUCGUCGACGACGACGCGCGAUUCUUUCGCGUCGUUCGCGUCGUUCGCGGACGCGCGGACGCCGCUCGGGGAGAAGAAGUUCGUCUUGCACUCCAGAGACGUCGCGCGCAGGUACCUGGACACCGCGGACUCGCGCGGCGGAAGGAGCGGCGGCGGCGGCGGCGGCGGAAAAGUUCUUAAGGAACGGCGUUCACAACGCGAACGGGAUCGUAUGGGGACCAGUGUAGAGAACGGCGGCGCGAGCGCCGGGAGGAGCGAAAGAGACGAUCGCCGGACGCCUCGGACGCCGCGCCGCGUCGCGUCGAGCGGCGACGGCGACCGCGACGACGAGAUGCGGACGUUCGCGACGAUCGAGCGGCUCGUGUCGGCGGGGAGGCGCGGCUCGAGCUCGAGCUCGAGCGUCGUUUGGGACGCUUCGCCGAGCUCCUCGAGCUCGAGCGGUCGAUGUACCGCGGGUUCCGGGUACUUUAGGCGGCCUCCGCGUCGGUUCGAAUCGUCGGUUCGAAACGUCGGGGACGAGCGCGCGCGGUUGCUCGACGACGGGAGAGCGAGGGAGACCUCGAAAGCGUUCGACCCCGCGCUCGCGCGCGCGACGCUCAGCGCGCGACGACAGAUCUGA
Molecule: messenger RNA, 2226 nt
Organism: Micromonas pusilla CCMP1545
Lineage: Eukaryota; Viridiplantae; Chlorophyta; Mamiellophyceae; Mamiellales; Mamiellaceae
Exons: 1
Coding region: 1-2226 (741 amino acids)
Source: RefSeq, a predicted model, not a curated record